GAGGAACCGGAUACCAGCGGUGACGAAGUAUCCGAUGAGGAGGCCACUGGUAAAUAAACUCGGAACGCGAUCAUUUCCCCACCGCGCGACGCGGAACGAACCCCGAUGAAGAUGUCUCCAUGACACCGCCGAGCAUGCUUCGCAUGGCCGAAAAACGAAAGCGUCAAGACGAAGAAAAUAACCAUUCUGAAUCUCCUAAUCACAAGAGGAGGCGCGUUGUUCAGAACGGAGGUUCUUAUGGAGCGACUCGCGACGUAUACGACCAUCCUUCCUCGCCCGACGGGGAAUCGUCUUCUCCGUCGCGUGCACGCAGCCUUUCAAGCUCUGGUAAACGAAGGCAGCGGGCAAAACCGACAUUCUCCCAGUCUCAGUCAACGUCGAAGGGCAAGGGGAAGGAGCCCGAAAAGCCACCUCCCUUAAUGAAUCGCUUCUUUUCGCGACUUUUCUCAUCGCAGCCCGCAUCGUCGAAGGCCGCACCACCAAACCCGUUCUCAUCGCAGCCGCCCUUAUCGAACGCUUCGUCCUCCAAGGCCACAUCAUCGCAGCCGUCGUUGUCGAGGGCGUCGUCCUCCAAGGUCCCCCCAUUACAGCCGUCGUUAUCAAGGGCGUCAUUCUCCGACGCUCCACCCGCCCGGGCUUCUUCAUCGGAGACUUCAUCCUCCCAGGCUUCAUCAUCCGAGGCUUCGUCUUCCCAGGCUUCGCCAUCCCAACCGUCUUUACCGAACGCCUCGACCUCCCAGGCUUCACCAUUGGAGCCGUUAUCAGUGAAGGUUUCACCGUCCAAGGCCGCAUCAUCCCAGGCACCAGCAUUGAAGGUGCCACCGUCGAACCCCUCAUCGUCCAGGCCCCCUCCCACAAAUGUCGGUGCUUCGUCCUCUCGCACGAGAAUCUUCACACCUGAAGAAACGGAACGCAUCACAGUCGCCGUCGAGACGUACCGCGACAAGCAUAACAUGACGCAAAGGGAAGUGAACGACUUGAUCCAGAAAGGCUUGGGAGUCGGUAGGACAGUAGUGGACACUGAACUGAAGAAGUUCUGGUCCCUCGUUACCGCCACAUGUUCCGGCAAGCCACGGCAGAAGGUCAUCGACUUCUGCCGCAUGAGGUUCCACAAUUUCAAGGCACGGGGAGGCCACUGGACCCCCGAGGAAGAAGAACAGCUCGCGCAGCUGGUCGCGCAGGGCGGAACGAAGUGGGCGAAGUGGUCCCUGGUCAUGAACCGACAUCCCAGGGACCUACGCGACAGGUACCGCAACUACAUCAUCUGCGGCAGCAACAGAGCCUCGGAUCGAUGGGCCCCCGAGGAGGAGGAGAUGUUUAAGAUGCAUGUCCACGAAGCCUUGGAGGCGCUCGAGCGCGAGAAAGCGGCCAAGCCGGAUAAUUCUUUUUAUGACCGGCCUCUGGACCAGUUGAUCGACUGGCAGGAAAUCAGCCGUCGGCUAGGCCGGACCCGAAGCCGGUUGCAGUGUAUGUCAAAGUGGAAGAAGUUGCAGAGGCGUGCUGAGUCUACCUAGCAGCGUUCGGGGGCGCGCAAGAGAGUGUUCGGAGAUCGGGGGCGUUACGGGAAAAUACCCUGUUUAUGUUUCGUAUUCAUGGCUCUGGGGACACAUAUUCGGUCUGCUUCUACUUUCAGGAGUCUGUUCUAUUCAUGCAUAGUACUAUUUAUUUUAAUCCUAUUCAGCCCAUCAAGUUCACCAUUCACAUGGGUUUCCUCUGGC
Molecule: messenger RNA, 1718 nt
Organism: Sodiomyces alkalinus F11
Lineage: Eukaryota; Fungi; Ascomycota; Sordariomycetes; Glomerellales; Plectosphaerellaceae
Exons: 2
Coding region: 120-1514 (464 amino acids)
Biological process (GO): regulation of DNA-templated transcription
Cellular component (GO): nucleus
Molecular function (GO): transcription cis-regulatory region binding; DNA-binding transcription factor activity
Source: RefSeq, a predicted model, not a curated record